Messenger RNA from Cornus florida, 699 nucleotides. RefSeq lists its product as uncharacterized. The record is from RefSeq and is a predicted model, not a curated record. The coding region runs from base 1 to 699 and encodes 232 amino acids. NCBI's taxonomy places the organism in Eukaryota, Viridiplantae, Streptophyta, Magnoliopsida, Cornales, Cornaceae. The transcript has 2 exons.
AUGUUUACCAACUUCUGGUGGAGCGAAGAAGAAAAGUCUAAUAAGAUUAAAUGGCUCAGCUGGGAUACCUUAUGCAAAUCUAAAGCUGAGGGGGGUAUUGGCUUCAAGGAUGUGGAGGCUUUUAACCUUGUUUUUCUCGCUAAGACAACAUGGCGGAUGGAAACGGGAGAUGACUCUUUACUGGUAAAUUCCUUCAAGCAGAAAUACUUUAAGGGUUAUGCUUUUGUGGAUGCGCCUUAUAAAUCCAAUGCCUCAUGGGCAUGGAAAAGUAUUUUCUCAACUAAGGAGGUCAUCAAAAGAGGAAUCUUAUGGCGGAUUGGCGACGGCUCUUCGAUUGAUUGCUGGUAUGAUAAUUGGCUUCUAGAUUCUCUUGAUUUCAAAGUGGCAUCAAAGCCAAACUCUGCUCAUUUUUCCUUAGUAUCGGAUCUUAUUAUUCCUUCUAUUCACUGUUGGAAUACUAAUUUGAGUGCUUAUAGAGUGGCUUUUUCCAUUCUCCAUCCUCCUGCUCAAUCUCUUCCUAGGGAAGGGUGUAGUUUUGCGGUAUCCAGUGGCGAUAUGUGGAAGGGGGUGUGGCGUCUUCGGGCUCAUAAGAAAAUUCAGAUCAAUAUUUGGUUGAGCCUUCAUGAACGGAUCCCGGUGAACAAUCAACUUUUUAAGCGCGGGGCGUCUCAAUUCUCUGGUUGUGUUUUUUAUGGGUAA